UUUAUUUGUUCGUUUUGUUUGUAUUUUUGUGUAUGAAAAUGUUUUACUUAUGUUUUGUAUUUUUUGUAAAUUUUUGAAUACCUACAUUUUCAAACUUUUUUGGCUACGUACUAAAAAAUUUUCAAUUUCACUCUCUUAUCGGUUUGGUCAUUUAGAAAAAAAUUGUGUAGGAAGGAUGUAGGUAUUUUUGAAAUCAAAUUGUUACGGCGAUCACUCCAUUUCUCUGUACUGAUAACGGUUGAACGAUGAUACAUAUCAGGUUAUUCUGGGGACAAAUCUGAUGACUGUUCAGAUGAUUUUUUUGUGACGUUAUUUUCCAAUCAAGUGGAAUACGUGAGAUAAUUUUUAAUGUGGUUGAGUAAAAGUUGAGAAUAAAUUAAAUUCAUAACAUUUUUAAAAGUGGUAGGAAGGUUUCUGAUGAUUUUAUUGUUUAUUUACUUGGUUCAAUGAUGGCGAGCUUGAAAUUUAAUUUGAUUUCUAUUUCGAUUCGGUGGUGUUUUACUUUCGCAUUGGUUUUUUAUUGUACAUGCGAAGGAAAUUUUACAACUGUUAAUACGCCCCAGGGUAUAAAUUUUGCAACACCGAGCACAACAGCACCAAACAUUACAGAACUAAGGACUACAACGCCUAGCAAGCAAUCAGAACCCAAUUGCCAUGCUGUGCCUCCAACUCCAUUCAUUAGUAACUUUCAGUUUGGCGCUUUCCUUCUCGUAUGCAUAUUUGCUUUGAUGUGUAUCGUGUAUUUACUGUAUUUGAAAAGAAUGGAAGUUGAAUCGAAAAAGUGCAGUUGUCGGAUGCAAAGAAUGUGCCAACUUGGAAAUCCGAGCGAAGAACCUAGGUAUUCACUCGACCCGUUAACAGUUUCAAAAUUAUUGGCUCAUCAUAAUGCUACUGUUGUUCCACGGAACGAACCCAAUACCAGUAAAGCUAGUGACCAAGCAAUAUCAUCAACUAUAGCAGUUCCCAACACACCUAACGCCGAAUUGGAAAAAGAAAUUCAUACUUGGAACGCUCACAAAUAUCUGGAAUAUUUGAAAAACGAAGACGAACAUGUUUACGAAGAUCCUGCUUUGGCUGUACCGCAGCGUAAACAUUUGAAUAAUAAUCUCAAUCUGCCCAGUGCAAGUAAUGCCCAAGUAUCUCAUAAUCAGCGUUUAACAUCUUUUAAUAUCAAUGAAACUGUAAGGAUUAGUCCGAAAACCUUCCAAAAAGAAGAAUCCAAUGGCAGAUUCUGAAAUUAUUGCUAAUUAAGGUAACCAUUUAUACGCAGAAAAUGAUCAUCUUACCGAGCUCUGAUUGUACUCCAGUUAUCGAUCAUAAAAUCAAAAGGCACCGUCGAAGUGUGGAAACUUUGUGGUAUUGCUGCCCACAUCAUGCUAACUUUGUGCAGGUGAUCCACCGAGUAAUCGUCGUCCAAAGUUGAAGCCAGAAAUCUAUUUUAAUUUAUCAUAUUAUUUAUUCGUAUAUUUACCUACUCUUAUUUAUUAAUCGUCUGAAUCGGAUAAGCAUUGCUAUACUUAAGUAGCUACUUACUCUUUAUAAUUUUUUUCUUUUUUAAAGCAAUAUAAACUUUUCAAGUAUGUAAUUUUA
This is a messenger RNA of Planococcus citri (citrus mealybug), 1590 nucleotides long. RefSeq lists its product as uncharacterized. The record is from RefSeq and is a predicted model, not a curated record. The transcript is spliced from 6 exons. The coding region runs from base 447 to 1235 and encodes 262 amino acids. Lineage: Eukaryota; Metazoa; Arthropoda; Insecta; Hemiptera; Pseudococcidae.